AUGCCGGCGGUCCGUGCCGCGCACAACUUCCCGCCCCAGGUGUUGUCUGGUGGUUUGGCACGGCGGGGCCUGGCCGGAGAGCGCUGGGAGCGCCGGGGACGGCGCACCGAGAGCCUUCGGGCGGCACGACGGGGUGGGUUCGGGUUAGCACUGUACGUAUAUGAAUAUCUGCUCCAUGUAGGAGCACAGAAAUCUGCCCAGACAUUUUUAUCGGAGAUAAGAUGGGAAAAAAACAUCACACUGGGGGAGCCGCCAGGAUUCUUGCACUCCUGGUGGUGUGUAUUUUGGGAUCUCUACUGUGCAGCUCCAGAAAGACGAGAAACAUGUGAACAUUCAAGUGAAGCAAAAGCCUUUCAUGACUAUAGUGCUGCAGCAGCUCCCAGUCCAGUGCUAGGAAACAUUCCCCCGGGAGAUGGCAUGCCAGUAGGUCCUGUACCACCGGGUUUUUUUCAGCCUUUCAUGUCCCCUCGGUACCCUGGAGGUCCAAGGCCACCUUUAAGAAUACCCAACCAGGCACUUGGAGGUGUCCCAGGAAGUCAGCCAUUAUUGCCUAGCGGGAUGGACCCAACACGGCAGCAAGGACAUCCAAACAUGGGUGGACCUAUGCAGAGAAUGACUCCUCCAAGAGGAAUGGUUCCUUUAGGACCACAGAACUAUGGAGGUGCAAUGAGACCCCCACUGAAUGCUUUAGGUGGCCCGGGGAUGCCUGGAAUGAACAUGGGCCCAGGGGGUGGUAGACCUUGGCCAAAUCCAACUAAUGCCAAUUCCAUACCUUAUUCUUCAGCAUCUCCUGGGAAUUAUGUAGGUCCUCCAGGAGGUGGAGGGCCACCAGGAACACCCAUCAUGCCUAGUCCAGCAGAUUCAACCAACUCUGGAGACAACAUGUACACUUUAAUGAAUGCAGUACCACCUGGACCCAACAGACCUAAUUUUCCAAUGGGGCCAGGGUCAGAUGGACCUAUGAGUGGACUGGGUGGAAUGGAUUCACAUCAUAUGAAUGGAUCAUUAGGCUCAGGAGACAUGGACAGUAUUUCCAAAAACUCUCCCAGUAAUAUGAGCAUGAGUAAUCAGCCUGGCACUCCCAGAGAUGAUGGUGAGAUGGGUGGAAACUUCCUAAACCCUUUUCAGAGUGAGAGCUACUCCCCUAGCAUGACAAUGAGUGUGUGAUCCGUUAACAAGUCUCGUCCUGAAGACCACAGUGAGUUGGCCCUCUUCAGAGAGCUACUACAGAAGAAAAUUAUUCAUCCCAGUGUACAGUCUUAACAAAAGGAUCUCAGACAUAAUCAGACCCACCAUUUUUUUUCCUACCAUCUCCCCUGUUUUUUCAAGAAAGUGGGUCCCAAACAUGAUUGAGACAACUGAGCAGCAUAACAGAACUGCCCAUGAUGGAACUGAAAUUAUCUGUGUAUGUACAUGCGUGGGUAAGCGUAUAUGUAUGUGUGUGUGCACAGAAAUACACACAUACAUAUAUAGCCCUGCAGGACACUGUAAAAUAUUAUCACAUGACAUCUUAAGUAGAAGUGAAAAGUAGGGACUUAUAUUCCAUCUUUUUUUUUCACGUUUACAUUCUAAUUGUUAAAAUUUGCUUGCCCUCUCCCCUCCUGAACUGUUUUACGUUGCAUAUAUCAUUGCUUUAUAAGUUAUUUUUUAAGGUGAACUCAUUUGAUAAAUUCUGAUUUUGUAAAUGUCUGCCAUUAUGGAUAGGAAUAAAAUUGCUUAUAAGAGCUUUCAUUAACUUGUGUUUGAUACCAGUUACAUACCCUGUGAAUCACAAACUGUGUUAUCUCAAGAAAUAGAAGAAAGCUCAUCUUAAUUUUUCGGAGAAAUUUAAUAAUUUUCACCUAGUUUGGUGAUUUUUUUUAAUAC
This is a messenger RNA of Centrocercus urophasianus (Greater sage-grouse), 1866 nucleotides long. It is a transcript of the gene SSBP2, whose product is annotated as single stranded DNA binding protein 2. Lineage: Eukaryota; Metazoa; Chordata; Aves; Galliformes; Phasianidae. The coding region runs from base 1 to 1167 and encodes 388 amino acids. The transcript has 17 exons. Gene Ontology annotation, biological process: positive regulation of transcription by RNA polymerase II. The record is from RefSeq and is a predicted model, not a curated record. Gene Ontology annotation, molecular function: protein binding; single-stranded DNA binding. Gene Ontology annotation, cellular component: nucleus.